AUGGCGGCGGCGGGGGGCGCAGCGAGCCGCAGGGGCCCGGGGCGGCCCUGCCCCUUCUCCAUUGAGCACAUCCUCUCCAGCCUGCCCGAGCGGAGCCCCCCGGCACGGGCCGCCCGCGCGCCGCCGCCCGGCGGCCGCCAGAGCCCCGCGGAGCCCGGGGAGCCCGGGGCGCCCGAGGCCGCUCCCUGCGCCUGUUGCUGCUGCUGCGGGCCCCGCGCGGCGCCCCGAGGGCCCCCGGAGCCGGCCGCGGGACUGGGCGCGCGGCUGCCGUGGCCGCUGAGGCUGGGCCCCGCCGCGCCCUUGCCCUUGUCCGCGCCCACUGGAGGUUCCGGGGCGCUGCCGGGCGCGGGCGGCCCCGGGCCGCAGCGGCGCACGCGGCGCCACCGCACCAUCUUCAGCGAGGAGCAGCUGCAGGCGCUGGAGGCGCUCUUCGUGCAGAACCAGUACCCCGACGUGGGCACGCGCGAGCGCCUGGCCGGCCGCAUCCGCCUGCGCGAGGAGCGCGUGGAGGUCUGGUUCAAGAACCGCCGGGCCAAGUGGCGACACCAGAAACGCACGUCAGCGACCUCGAGGCUCCUCCCCGGAGCCAAGAAGGCCCCAAAGGACAGCUCCUGAUGGCCCUGGUAGCCAUUCCUGGUCUUGGCGUCUUCGGGGGGCCGACUAGGAGAGAGGACAGAUCUACCCGAGAUGGAGCUGAGAGAGGACACCAGCCUCUUCCCGUCUGUCUGCAGGACUUCCGGCUUCUGGAGCUAGUGCUCAAGGCAGGAGUGGGCUGCUUAAGUGUGUGUCCCCCCACUCCCCAUCUGCCUUGUCACCUGCCCCGGGGAAAGGAGGGAACACUGAGCAUCUCCAUGUGCUCUCCUCUGCAGUGACUAGGGUCAGGAAGAUUCCCUGGGGGGCGGGGGGGGGGGGGCUGGGAGGAGGGCACAGAGCAGGUUGCUUCCUCAAGUCCCCACCAACUCCAGGACAGGAACCACCCCUUGUCGGGGGGACGGGGACAGAAUCUUCCUUUCCCUACCUGGUGUAUGCUGGCCUCCCUUCUCUCCUUUCCCUGCCUGGGCCAUGGGAGGUUUCUGUGCAUCCUGGACUUGCCAGCUUGUGCGCCCGGCACAGGGCCUUGGCGUCCAGAGCUAGAAGGUAAAAAUGCCGGGUGAGGUCACCUCCAGAAGCCCCUGCCGGGCCCCUUAAUUCUGUGAGCCUUGUCUGGGUCCUGGGAAAUAAACAAGCAACUGCAAAAAGAGCACAAAAGCCAACCAGCGUUCAAAGCCCGCCAUGGCCCCAUUCCCCUCACCCAAGGGCCAUCUCACCUUGAAGAGCACAGCCUAGUGAGUCCUCUGUGUUCCCCAGCCACAGCAGACUACCCAACGGAUCAUGGCCUGGCACCCUGGGAAGUCUGCACUGGCUUCGAAGUACUGCUCAUGGGUGGGGAUUUCCAUGUUGCCUGUCUGCCUUGCUCUCUGCCAUCUUGUAGGGGCAAGAGGAAGUUUGAUGGGGCCAAUGCGCCAUGCCCCCCUGCCACUGCCUGGGAUCAUAUCUGUUUUCCUCUCCAUCAUCCUGGCCCCAGGGUGAAAGAUGGUGAGAAAACAAGGCUUUGAUUCCUCCAAUAGGGCCGUAUGGUGGGCUCAAGGCAUCGAACACCAUCAUCUGGCUUGGGGAUCAUGUUCUGUCUCCUUGUGGGUCCUGGAGGAGAUGGGCCCCAGAGGCAUCUGAAAGGAGACACAGCCCAUUCACCAAAGGCACAUCUACCGCCCACCAGGACUCUCCAAGGCUGGCUAGCUCAGAUAACACAGAGCAGGCAUCUUGUCUUCAGCCGGGGCUGCUCUCACAAUGCUGGGGGCCUCCAGGAGAGCGGCACCCCCCUCCACCCCUCAGGAUGCACACUUCUAGGGGUCAUAAAGCUCUUUGCCCUCGGAUACUGCACAGUCUGUGUGCAGAGCGUCUCUGCAGCCCGGGAUGCCCUCAUCUUGCUGGGCUCUGAGACCCUAGCCGCGGGCUGGCUCUUUGUCCUUGUAGGCAGCCACAGUCAGAGCCUCACCUUCAAGGGACCAGUGGGCAUACCGUCCUCCUUUCUCUCCUUUCUCUCUAGCUGCUCCUUGGCAGGCUCACCCCUACCAGCUGCCCAUUGGCAAAGCUGUCCUGCAGGCUGGGGCCCAGGCAUGCCCCUCUCUUCUCCAUUCUCCCCUUUAUCAUUUCCACCUUCGGGCUCCAAUGCCUAGCUCUCUGCCACAUUUACAUCUCCAGCCCAGACCUCUUCCCUGAACUAGAUAUUACGUCCAAUUUGUCCCCUUGACGACUCCUCCUGGAAGCCCACAGCAUCUCAACAUCACCUUGUCGGUUGCAAACUCUUCCACUGUGCAAACCUCCCUCCUCCUAUCCCCCACCCACUGUACCCAGGGCAACAGUAAAUCAAUUUUUUUGUUUUAUUUAAAUUCAAGUUAGUUAAUAUAUAACAAAUCAAAUUUACCUUCAAAAACCAUCCUAGAAGCUAUCUUCUUCCCAGGUUCAGCUGUAGCAACCUGAGGAAAAGGCUGCCCCCCUUCACCUUGACCACUGCAGCUGCCUCCAGUCUUGUCCACAUGCAACUACUUUGGUUCCUCUGCAAUUCCCUCCCCAGAAAAGGCAGGGUACAAGUGUGAACCUGCCUCUCUAAGGGCUUCUCAUUGUUCCCAAAGACAAAACUCCUGGCUGUGACCCAUGAGGCCCCUGCCCCUCUGGUGUCAUCUCCCACCUCACCACUCCUUGAACUCUGUAUAUCCAAAGGUCUUCUCCCUCCUGCUGCACUGCCUGUGCACCUGCUCUUUCCCUCCACUUGAUCAAUGUCCAUUCUCCAUCUGCAACCACUUCCUAACCCUGGGGAAACUUCCCCUGACUGCCCCCUAGUACAAACUCUUUCUUUGUACCCGUUCACUGCAGUUUUAUGUUUGUGGGAUGAUCUGACUAGUGCCUGUCUUCCCCACUCGACAGGACGUGGAGCUGUCAGCUCCACAGGGCAAGAACUGUCAUUGUGGAGUUCCCCACUGAAUGAAAGAAUGACUGGCCUAUUGUACUAAAUUGUUCUGGGGCAGAACUUGUUUGACAUAAUUCACAGCCUCUUUUAGGGAAGAAAUGAUCAUGCCUGAAAAAUGGUUGGGCAAUUUUCUGGUCCAUUUCAAUGAGGCUCCUCUUCUGGGAAACCCACUGUGAUGUCCAGAGACCAAAUAAUUUUUUUUUUUUUUAACCAUUUUAUUGAGGAGCUUCGGGGAAAGGUCGAAGGGCAGGAGGACAGGGAGAUCCGACGUCCUCGGCCUGGCCGGAAUCUUUCCGGCCUCACAGUCGUCGAAAGGGACCGAAUAAUUUUUAACCAGACAUUUCUAAAUUAGACCUCAUAUUUUUUUUCUUUUAUUAGGUAACUAUCAAAAAGAAAUUGUCUUAGGGUU
Molecule: messenger RNA, 3416 nt
Organism: Mustela erminea (ermine)
Lineage: Eukaryota; Metazoa; Chordata; Mammalia; Carnivora; Mustelidae
Gene: GSC2
Product: goosecoid homeobox 2
Exons: 3
Coding region: 1-615 (204 amino acids)
Biological process (GO): regulation of transcription by RNA polymerase II
Cellular component (GO): nucleus
Molecular function (GO): RNA polymerase II cis-regulatory region sequence-specific DNA binding; DNA-binding transcription factor activity, RNA polymerase II-specific
Source: RefSeq, a predicted model, not a curated record